This is a messenger RNA of Cygnus atratus (black swan), 2445 nucleotides long. It is a transcript of the gene B3GNT2, whose product is annotated as UDP-GlcNAc:betaGal beta-1,3-N-acetylglucosaminyltransferase 2. The transcript has a single exon. Bases 1 to 1194 code for a protein of 397 amino acids. Gene Ontology annotation, molecular function: hexosyltransferase activity. The record is from RefSeq and is a predicted model, not a curated record. NCBI's taxonomy places the organism in Eukaryota, Metazoa, Chordata, Aves, Anseriformes, Anatidae. Gene Ontology annotation, cellular component: membrane.
AUGAGUGUUGGACGCAGAAGAUUAAAGCUGCUGGGAAUUCUGAUGAUGGUAAACAUUUUUAUCUAUGUGAUUGUGGAAGUCUCCAAAAGUGGCAGCCAAGAGAAGAAUGCAAAAGGCCGUGUUAUUAUACCACGCAGCAAAUUCUGGAGGAAAUACACUCCUCACAAAGCUUAUUGGAACAAGCAGCAACAGAAGCUCGAACUGCUGUACAACCCGAUUCUGACUUUGCUUUCCAAUAUGACUGUGGAAGAGAACUUAAUUUCUAACGCGAGUGUUCUCAGUUCCUGUGACCCUGACCCAUGGGUGACUUCAGAGGUUAGUGACUUUGCAAACUUGCCAGAAAGAUUCAAAGACUUCCUGCUUUAUUUGAGAUGUAGAAAUUACUCAUUACUAAUGGAUCAGCCAAACAAGUGCAAACAUAAACCUUUCCUGCUGCUGGCUAUUAAGUCACUUAUACCACACUUUGAUAGAAGGCAAGCAAUUAGGGAAUCCUGGGGGAAGGAAAUAGAAUCAGGAGAUAUAACAGUCAGAAGGGUCUUCCUCCUUGGGCAGACCCCACCAGAGGAUAAUUUUCCUGACCUUUCAGACAUGAUAAAAUUUGAGAGUGAAACCCACCAAGACAUUCUGCUCUGGAACUACAGAGACACUUUCUUCAAUUUAACUCUGAAAGAGGUGCUGUUUCUCAAGUGGGUGAGCAGCAGUUGCGCAGAUGUCCAGUUUAUUUUUAAGGGCGAUGACGAUGUUUUUGUGAAUACCCAUCAGAUCCUGGAUUACUUGAAGAGCUUAUCAAAGGACAAAGCCAAAGACUUAUUCAUAGGUGAUGUGAUCAAAGAUGCUGGACCUCACAGGGAAAAGAAAUUGAAGUACUACAUCCCAGAAAGUGUUUAUGAAGGUUCGUAUCCUCCGUACGCAGGAGGCGGUGGGUUUCUGUACUCUGGUGAUCUGGCAUUAAGACUGAAUAAUGCGUCCGACCAGGUACUCCUGUAUCCUAUUGAUGACGUUUAUACUGGAAUGUGCCUUCAGAAGCUUGGGCUGGCUCCGGAAAAACACAAAGGUUUCAAAACAUUCGACAUUGAAGAGAAAUACAGAAAUAACAUAUGUUCCUACACAAACUUAAUGUUAGUGCAUAGUAGAAAACCUCAAGAAAUGAUUAAGAUUUGGACACGCUUGCAAGAUCCACACUUAAAUUGCUAAAGUAAUGUGCAUAAGUGUCUUAAAUACACAUAACUUCCCAGGUUUGGGUCUGACUUUCUUGGUGAACCAUUGAAGCUCUGUUUAAUAGUUCUUUUCAAAUUUUCUCUGGAAAUUUCUUCCUGUACUUUUGAAAGUGACAAUAAUACUAAAAUUGGAGGGGAUGGCACCAAGACUUGGUCCUGAUUUUUCCACUGUACUGGUGGUCAUUAUGUCUCAGUAUCUAUCUAAAUUUUAAAAAGGACUUGAAGGAUGUGGCUUGCUGCCAGUGAUUGGUUACCUGUAUUGGAAGCAGUGAUUGCAUACUACAGAGCAUCUUUCAUUAAUUGUGAUGGUGGAAGAUAUUUUUUUUCCUUGAGUAGUGUUGGUGUGGGGCUGUGUGGAAACCACUGUAAAUGAACAACUCACAAAUUGGGGGAAUGUAGUUUUUGCUUUAAGUAUGAAACACGAGACUUGAUUUUUUAACUUAGUUUUCAGUCUUUUAUGCACCCCAAGCAGUAUUUUCUCCUUUUGUGCAAAGUGUGCCUGUGUCUGAAGGAUUUACUCUUUUAUUAGAUAAUGUGUUUUUGGUGUUUUGUCUUUUUUAACAUGAAAAGAGCGUAAUGUGGUUCCAAACACCCUGUAAAAGAGCUGAACAUACAAGGGAAAGGCAGAGCAGGUUUUGUUUGGGGCUGGGCAGUAGGUACAAUUCUGCUGCUGCCCACUCUGAGCUUUAUACGUAAGGUAAAGCUGACUUGUAACUCGUGGUAUUUAUGUGAAAAGCUACUCUGGUCAGUCCUUGAUUUCUGUUUUGGCACUAAAAGUGAUCAGGUAGCUGAUUUGAUAAAAAUAACUGAAAUUGCACAUUGCUUGUGAGAGCACAGUUUGGAUCUCCUGUAAAGCAGUAGCGAGUCUAGGAUUGCAGUUCCUGAGAGGUUUGGAUUUUGAAACAAACUUUGAAGUUGCAUGAUGUCUCAUCUAGAGUUAAACAUGUUCUCAAAGUUCAGAUUUUCUUCUGUAUUUCCACAUCUUGCUUAUAAGAGCUAUUCUAAAUAGUGAUUGCUUCCUUUGUAUAUGUAGAAGUGCCUGUCUAUUUAUUGUUCAGAUUGAAGACCAAAACAUUUUCUUAAAUAUAUUUUGUGUAACAUUUUAUUUGUAUAGUGUUGUCACUCAGAUAUUUAAAUAGAGCAUGAUAUUUUAAACCUGUGAGAUGUGUAACAUGUUAAAUAAAGCUAAUUGUUAUUUUUGAAUUUGAAAAAUAAAAUGUGAUUUAAA